Gadus macrocephalus (Pacific cod) is the source of this 2452-nucleotide messenger RNA. RefSeq names its product fibrous sheath CABYR-binding protein-like. The record is from RefSeq and is a predicted model, not a curated record. Lineage: Eukaryota; Metazoa; Chordata; Actinopteri; Gadiformes; Gadidae. The transcript has 7 exons. Bases 260 to 1108 code for a protein of 282 amino acids.
CUAUGUUGUUUCACACAUAGACCCAUCAUAGUGAGCGACUGUCCCUACACUGUCUUUGGCUAUUUGUGGCCCUCUGAACUCAACAUAACAGCCUGCAGCACACCAGUAGGUUACAAUGGUGUCCCGUUACUACUAUGGACGUUCAAUUGACGGGUAACGGAGGUCCAACACGUUAAAUCAUCUGGCGAUAUGGUUUUAUAGAAGCUGUCACCGUGGAAGUGUCGUGUCCCGGGACAGCUGUAGCCCUGAGGUGGACCCCAUGAUGGAGGUGGACAGACAGACAACUAGACAGAGAGAAGGGCGGGACUCACUCCCUUUCACGCUAAGAGAAACCACUCAGAAUUCCACCCCCUCUCCAGCUAAACUGACCUCCUCCAAGGCCCCCGCCAACGUCCAUUUCCCCCUGCCCUGCUGUGGGGGUCCCGGCGGUCCGGGAGCCCACCCUCGUCUCUCGGCCCUGUCCGCCAAAGUCUUCUGUGCUGUCCUGCACCCGCCACCACUACCAGCCCUGGCAGGCCCUGGGCCCGGCAGCCGACCCGCAUGCCAGAGUCCCCCGGCCCAGAGUCCCCCAGCCCAGAGUCCCCCAGCCCAGGGUCCCCCAGCCCAGGGUCCCCCAGCCCAGAGUCCCCCAGCCCAGAGUCCCCCAGCCCAGAGUCCAGACCAGGAUUCAGCCCAGGGUCCAGACCAGGGUCCAGACCAGGAUUCAGCCCAGGGUCCAGACCAGGAUUCAGCCCAGGGUCCCCCAGCCCAGGGUCCACCAGCCCAGGGUCCACCAGCCCAGGGUCCAGCCCAGAGUCCACCAGCCCAUGGUCCCCCAGUCCAGGAUUCAGCCCAGGGUCCCCCAGUCCAGGGUCCAGCCCAGAGUCCACCAGCCCAGAGUCCACCAGCCCAGGGUCCAGCCCAGGGUGCCAGCACCAGGUCUCUGGUUCAGCUGCACAGUGAGCUACAAAGCCUCCGGGGGGACCUGGAUCACAUGAAGAGCCAGCAUAACAAGGAGAUAAAACUGUUGAUGAAUGAACUAGACGAAGAGAAGAGGGUUCGCUUGACAUUACAGAUGGAGGUACAGCGCAUGAAGAAACAAAUGUCAAAAUUACUGGAUCGUAAAUAACCUCAGUUAGGUCUCCUGAACCAGAAAUACUUUGCAUCGAAGUAACUGGUUUGACGUUCUACCUGGUGGAGCCUUCGAUGCGCUGGAGGCGAAGUUGGAGAACCCGUAGUUUAUGCUUCGGGCCGAGAACGAUGGCAGAAGAGUACGUGACGGACAUCUUCUCCACCGUCUCCACGACUCCGUCAAACUGCGCCAACAGCUGAGUCUCUGUGUACUUCUCAAACUUCAACCGCUUGCUAAUAACCGGAAAAAUAUGCAUAAAAAUAAUUAGAUUUCAAUAUUACUGAAAAGGAACCAGGCAAAUUGAUAGUUUGAAAUGAGUUAAAUUAGAAAGUGUUUUAACGGUUUAGUAUUAAGUCAAGGGUUAUUGUGUAGGGUUUGGAUAAGAAAAAAGGUAAUGGUUAAGGUUAUGACAAAAAGUUGGGGGGUCAAGGUUAGCGCAAGUAGGUCAUCUUCGGGAUUACGAUGCCCAGGGUUAGGUUUAGUACAGAAAGGUUAGGUUUCGGGGUCCUAUGGUUAGGUUAUAUAAUGAAAGAUAAUGUUUAGUAAGACUAGGGUUAGCUUUUGUACAGAAAGUUUAUGAUUCAGGAGGCUUAGGGCUAUUGCAGAAAGGUAAUGUUUAGUAAGUCUAGGGUUAGGGCUAGAACCGAAGGUAAUGUUAAGUGAGUUUAGGGUUGGGCUUUGGCUAUGGCAGAAAGGUAUUGUUCACGAAGUCUAAGGUAAGGGCUAGGAGCAGAAAGGUAAUAUUUAGGGAAGCUAGGACAAGGGCUAGGGGCAGAAAGGUAAUGUUUAGUAAGUCUAGGGUUAGGGCUAAAACCGAAGGUAAUGUGUGUCUGGGGUUAGGGCUAGGGGCAGAAAAGUAAUUUCUCGGUUUAGGGUUAACAGAAUCAUAAUGUUAACGGCAGAACAAUCAUGUUUAAAACGUACUGGUCAAUGGUGGCUUUAGCUGACUGGUUUUUGCCAUAGAGUUUGAUGGUGAUGUAGCCCCACUGCACCUCCUGAUUCCACGUCAUGACGUCAAACCGGUAGUUGGUUUCUGAGGACGAGAACAUCGUCUUUAUGGUUCAAAUAAUUGUAUCAGCUUGUAAAUUUAACCACAAGCAGCAGUAACAGCAAUGAAAUGCUUGAAUUCAAUGCUACAUAAUAAUGGUUGCUGUUAGAUGUAUGUAGUUUGGUUCUACAGUUCAUCUUGCAUGAUCUUUACCGUGUCCAUUUUCAUGCGACGGAUGGCUUUCGCCAGGCUAAGAAGUACCGGUAUGUGCGUAAAACGUGAUCAAAUUAAUAAAUGAAGGGUGAAAAGUAUAAAUGAUAUAUGUAUCAAUAAAUUACAUAUUUGCAUUUGAA